AUGAUUUCAAAGCUUGCACCACAGGAAACAAUACAGGAGAUUAAUGAUACCUCCCACAAACUAAAAGCCGAAUUAAUUGAAAUCAAGGAGACAUUGAAGACACUUCCCGUACAGGGGCAUUAUCAAGAUGAAUAUACAAACCAAAGAAUGGCUUCAUUGGAGAACCUUAUGAGUAAUGCGGCUACACGGAGUGAUGUCGAUCUGACAUUACGCGCUACGAAAAAGCUGGAGGAGGAGAUGUGUGAGAUCAAACAAGUAUGUAAGAAUAUCAGUAAUACGGCAUGUCAGACAGAAAUGAAACCCUUGUAUAGUGAUAUAGCUAAAAAGGGAAUGGGUAACCCCAGAUAUCCAAACACAAUUCGUAGCACGCUCCUUGUCUACCCAAAAGAUAAUAACAAUGGAUCUGAUNAUAAACAUCAGUUUGGCUUUCGCAAAGGAACUGACACAACGGAUGCCAUCACCUCAAUGAUUACUAAGGUUAAUGAGCUUCUUACUACUCACCCAUAUGUGCUUGGCAUAAGUUUGGAUAUUGCGGGGGCAUUUAAUUCGGCCUGGUGGCCAAUUAUUCUUUAUAGGAUUAAGCAGAGUAAUUGCCCAGCUUAUUUAUAUAAUCUCAUAAGGGAGUACCUUUCUGACAGAACAUCUACCCUUUGUGUGGGCUCAUUGUCAUUUACUCGCAAGAAUACACGUGGUUGCCCGCAGGGCUCAGUUUUGGGGCCAUUCUUGUGGAAUUUGUUAUUUGAUGAUUUUCUAAAGGUGAAUUUUGGUAAUGACUGGACUGCAGCCUAUGCAGACGACGCAAUGCUGUUGGUGGCGGCCUACUCAAGAGCCGAUAUAGAAUUAAAGGCCAAUUCUAUCCUGACUAAAGUUAAGGCUUGGGGUGACAUGAACAAAUUAAGAUUUAAUACAAAUAAGACUAAGGCCGUUAUUUUCUCCAGGCCAAGAGCGCAACACCUUUAUAAACGUGUACCCACUAUACGCAUGGAUGGUGGUAGGGUGGAAGUGGUUACUUCGCUUAAAUACUUGGGAGUGAUUAUUCACCAUAAGCUUUGCUGGAUUGAACACACAUACUAUAUCUGUGAUAAAACCAAUAAAUUAUUCAAUGCAUUAUCAAAAGUAGCUAAAUCAAAAUGGGGGUUGUGCCCUGAGAUUAUGAGCAUUAUUUAUGACACAGUCUUUUUACCAAUUAUCAGUUAUGCUGUCCCAGCUUGGGAGAAUGCAUUGGGCAAAACGCAUAUUAAUAGGAAACUGUUGGGAGCACAAAGGAGGGCCCUACUGCGAAUCUGUAGAUCCUAUUCUACAGCACCCACCACAUCCUUACAGGUUAUUGCUGGAAAGAUGCCGGUGACCGUAUACUUAGAGAUGGUGACACAGCGUUGGAAAAUGAGGAAGCAUCAGAAUAUUUCUGUUAGUGGUGCGACCUAUGACAACAUAGAAAAUGUGAAUAAGUGUACCCCCUGUGUUCCACCUAAUAGUUGGCCUCUUAUUAAGGAACAGCCUUGGCAGGAUCAGAUUUACAGUGUUUUUACCGAUGGAUCACGGAAUAAUAAUGGCGUUGAAUGUGCAUAUGUAGUUUACAAGGGUAACGAAGAAAUCUACAAUUCCACUGAUAAAUUAGGGAACAAUUGCUCCGCAUUCCAAGCCGAGUUGUGGGCUAUUCGUCAGGCCAUUGGAUGGUGUAACAGGGAUAUAAGUGGUGCCAAUGUAAAUCUGUUUUCGGAUUCAAGAUCUGCUAUACAGGCAAUACACAACUAUCAAUGGAGACAUCCUAUUAUUUACGAUAUCCUUUGUGAAUUAACCAAAAAUAUAAAUAAGUAUUCCAUAGUCUGGGUAAGAGGGCACAGUGGCUUGCUGGGAAACGAACGUGCUGAUGAACUGGCUCGCGCUGCUUCUGUCUCUAAUAGUAACCUGUCCUACACUGCGAUUCCGCAUAGUUACAUUAUAUCCUGUCUGAAAGAUAAAGCUAUCCAUACAUGGCAAGAUUCUUGGAACUUGCAAAACAGCAGUAUUACUAAAGAUUUCUUUCCUGUGGUAUGUUCUGACUCUAAUCUCCCAAUACUGCACAAUAUCACUCAAUUUUACACGGGACAUGGUAGAUUCAUGAGCUAUCUUUUUAGGAUUAAUAAGUCUACUGAGCAAAAUUGCGAGGUGUGCUGUGUUCAGGACGGUGCUAAGCAUUAUUUGCUUCACUGUCCGAUGCUAGAAGAUAAAAGAAGCGCUUUGGUCUCCUUGCUGCCACCAAAUAGGCAUUUACCUGAUAGUAUACAUCUAUUACUGAGGGACAACAAUCUCUUCAUGGCUUUCAAGGACUUGGUAAGCGCAUACUUUAACAGGACUACGAUUAUUUAAACUGUGUUGUUUCACUUUUUGUUUGGUAAUAUAUGGAAGUUGGACCUUCAUGAAUCAUAUUUUAGUCAAGAAGAACUGCUAAUGAAGACCUGCGUGGAAUUAAUGUUUGUGUCCAGCGAUACUUGUUAUUAACAAUUUGACUUUCAUUGUGAUUUUUGCCCUUAUAUACACAUGAUAAUAUUCUUUUCAUUGUUCGUAUUUUAUUCUUCUGUCGCGGUUAGUUGCAACUAAUUAC
Centruroides sculpturatus (bark scorpion) is the source of this 2584-nucleotide messenger RNA. RefSeq lists its product as uncharacterized. The record is from RefSeq and is a predicted model, not a curated record. Lineage: Eukaryota; Metazoa; Arthropoda; Arachnida; Scorpiones; Buthidae. The transcript has a single exon. Gene Ontology annotation, molecular function: nucleic acid binding; RNA-DNA hybrid ribonuclease activity. The coding region runs from base 1 to 2349 and encodes 782 amino acids.